GUCUCUCCACUCCCGCCUCCAGAGUCCAAGGGUCCAAGUGGUAGGCUGUUUGAGCUCUGCUGGGCACUACAAAGGGAGUCUGCACUGGAGAAGGUUGGUGGGUGGGCGACAUGGCAUUCGAGGAGCUGCUAGACAAGGUGGGCGGCUUUGGGCCCUUCCAGCUGUGGAACGUGGCACUGUUGGCCCUGCCCCGUGUGCUGCUGCCCAUGCACUUUCUCUUGCCCAUCUUCCUGACUGCCGUGCCGGCCCACCGCUGUGCCCUGCCUGGAGCCCCUGCCAACUUCAGUCACCAGGACGCGUGGCUGGAGGCCCACCUGCCCCGGGAGCCUGAUGGCAGGUUCAGCUCCUGCCUCCGCUUCACCCAUUCCGGGGCCCUCCCCAACACCACGUUGUGGGGACUCGGGCAGAGCCCUGGGGAGCAGCUGGAGGGUGAGCCCUCCACAGUGCCCUGCCCUCAGGGCUGGGAAUACGACCACUCGGAGUUCUCCUCCACCAUUGCAACUGAGUGGGACCUGGUGUGUGAGCAGAAAGGCCUGAACAGAGCCACUUCCACCUUCUUCUUCGCCGGUGUGCUGGUGGGGGCCGUGGCCUUCGGAUACCUGUCUGACAGGUUUGGGCGGCGCCGUCUGCUGCUGGUGGCCUAUGUGAGUGCCCUGGUGCUCGGCCUGGUGUCUGCAGCUUCAGUCAGCUACACCAUGUUCGCCAUCACCCGCACCCUCACUGGCACAGCCCUGGCAGGCUUCACCAUCAUUGUGAUGCCACUGGAGCUGGAGUGGCUGGAUGUGGGACACCGCACUGUGGCAGGUGUCCUGAGCAGCACCUUCUGGACAGGCGGCGUGAUGCUGUUGGCACUGGUCGGCUACUUGAUACGGGACUGGCGAUGGCUUCUGCUGGCUGUCACCCUGCCUUGUGCCCCAGGCAUCCUCAGCAUCUGGUGGGUGCCUGAGUCUGCACGCUGGCUUCUGACCCAGGGCCGUGUGGAGGACGCCCAUAGGUACCUGCUCCGCUGUGCCAGGCUCAAUGGGCGGCCCGUGGGCGAGGACGGCCUGAGCCGGGAGGCCCUGAGCAAAGUGGCUGCCGCCGAGCGGGUGGUCCGAAGACCCUCAUACCUAGACCUGUUCCGGACACCAAGGCUCCGACACAUCUCACUGUGCUGCAUGGUGGUGUGGUUUGGAGUGAACUUCUCCUAUUACGGCCUGAGCCUGGAUGUGUCGGGUCUGGGGCUGAACGUGUACCAGACGCAGCUGCUGUUUGGGGCAGUGGAGCUGCCCUCCAAACUGUUGGUCUAUCUGUCCGUGCGCCACGCGGGACGCCGGCUCACGCUGGCGGGAACGCUGCUGGGCGCCUCCCUCUCCUUGGGCUUCAGGCUGCUGGUGUCCUCCGAGAUGAAAUCCUGGAGCACUGCCCUGGCGGUGUUGGGGAAGGGUUUUUCUGAAGCUGCCUUCACCACUGCCUACCUGUUCACAUCAGAGCUGUACCCUACUGUGCUCAGACAGACAGGGAUGGGGCUGACUGCACUGGUGGGCCGGUUGGGAGGCUCUUUGGCCCCACUGGCAGCCUUGCUGGAUGGAGUAUGGCUGUCACUGCCCAAGCUCGCUUAUGGGGGGAUCGCCUUGCUGGCUGCCUGCAUUGCCCUCCUGCUACCAGAGACAAAGCAGGCACAGCUGCCAGAGACCAUCCAAGACGUGGAGAGGAAGAGUGCCCCAUCCAGCCUUCAGGAGGAAGAGAUGCCCAUGAAGCAGGUCCAGGACUGAGUGGUAUCAAGGGCAGGCCCUCCGCACAAGUUCUGCAGCAGGGGCUGAGAGAACAGAGGGCAGGCCCCGUGACCGGGGCUGGGGGCAUCAAGCCCCCUGUCCAGGGCUGGAGUUGCCCCCUCUCUGUGCUCAUCCAGCCUUGACUAUUUGGCCUCCAGCAACAGAGCAACUUCCCAGAAUGCAGUGGGCUGCUAGAGAAUUCUGGCACCCCUCUCAUGACUGGGGGAUUCUGUAAAUAAAGGCGCCCCUGGGGUUGGGGCAACAGUGAGGAGCUGUGGGAUGAGCCCAGGAUGGGAAGCCACUGAAUCUGGCCCUGGGUUCUAGUCCCAGUUUUGCCACUGAUUUCUGGGUGACCUUGGGCAUGUGGUUUUUUCUCUCUGGGUCUGGUCAUCUCUCAAAUAGAAAAGUGAAACCUCCUCGUAGACCUCACCACAGGAUUUAUCUGCUGUCAUGCUCAAAUGUCAAAGAAGGUGCUUCCUCUAGAGAUGGUGCUAAACAAAGGGCUGUCCUGUAAUGACUUCUGAUACCCACAGGGCUGGUGGGCAUGCUGUCCACUGUGUGGUGCUGGGGGCUGCACAAUGCCAGAGCCAGGGGACCAGGAUAACACGGUUCUUUGUUCCAAUAGCUGGUGCUGCUACCUCCCAGGCACUCUGCAGCGCAAUGCAGCCCCCCGCCCCUACACUCCCCAUCCUCCAACCCACUGUCUAGGCCUCAUGCCUAAAGAAGAGUUGAAGGCAUGGGAGCCACCAUUUUAUUGGAGAAGCCCAAAUAAACACAAGUUUUAUGAGUA
Phacochoerus africanus (Common warthog) is the source of this 2544-nucleotide messenger RNA. RefSeq names its product solute carrier family 22 member 7 (gene SLC22A7). Gene Ontology annotation, molecular function: transmembrane transporter activity. NCBI's taxonomy places the organism in Eukaryota, Metazoa, Chordata, Mammalia, Artiodactyla, Suidae. Gene Ontology annotation, biological process: transmembrane transport. Gene Ontology annotation, cellular component: membrane. The coding region runs from base 111 to 1754 and encodes 547 amino acids. The record is from RefSeq and is a predicted model, not a curated record. The transcript has 10 exons.